AUGAAAACAUUGAAGCUUUCGGAUAUACGAGGACAUAUGUUAGCGUUUGCCAAGGAUCAAGUUGGUUCGAGGUACAUUCAACAUCAAAUUGAACAUAGUGAUCAAGUAGAAAAGGAUGAAAUAUUCGACGAAGUGUUGGAAAACUGUGUUGAGCUUGUUGAUGACAUUUUUGGCAAUUAUGUCAUUCAGAAAUUUUUUGAACACGGGGAACCAAGACAUUGGUAUGGAUUGGUGUCUGCGCUUCGCGGGAAGAUUCAACGAUAUGCGAAGAAGAUGUACGCCUGUCGGGUUCUUCAAAAAGCUCUAGAAAAAGUUGACGAAAAACUGCAACUCGAUAUUUUAUCUGAAAUUCGUGGACAAAUUCUGGAAUGUAUGGAAGAUCAAAACGGAAAUCACGUGGUUCAAAAAGCCGUCGAGAAAGUCCAUCCUAAUCAUAUUCAAUUCAUUGUUGAUGCACUUUUGUCUAAACCAGACAAGGUUUUUGAAAUGUCUGUUCAUACGUAUGGAUGUCGAGUUGUCCAAAGAGUGUUGGAACACUGCAUUCCCGAACAAACGAAACAUGUUAUUGAAAGAAUCCACGAAAGAUUUGAAGAAAUUGUAGUGGAUCAAUACGGAAAUUACGUUAUUCAGCAUGUUGUUGUGCAUGGUUCGGAAAUGGAUAAAAUGAUAAUUGUAGAUAAGAUUUCCAAGAACUUGUAUAAUUAUGCAAUUCAAAAGUUUUCGUCAAACGUAAUUGAGAAGUGUUUCCAAAAAGGAACAGUUCAACAUAAAAACAUGAUCGUGAAAUCUGCUUGCCGUAUAACAGAAGAAAAUCUCCCUGUCAUUGUCUUAAUGAUGAAAGAUCAGUUCGGCAAUUACGUUGUACAAAAAAUGUUUGAAGAGGUAACGCCGGAGCAACGUCGCGAGCUUGUGCAAGUGACUAAACCGCAUAUUCCGUACCUCCGACAAUUCCAGUACGGAAAACCAAUACUGUCUCGUCUGGAAAAACAUUUCCUCAAGGAUAGCGAUGAUAGUUUUGAUAAUCCAACCAAUAAUACAAAUGUGAAAGAAGUGAAACAAGAAGUUGGAUAUGUCGAAAAUGAAGAAGAAGAGGAAAUGUUUGAUGUUAAUAGUUUGAUUACGAUAGAAGAUGUUUCGAUCGGAGAAUUGACCAUUCAAAUGGCAAAGCUAUUGCAGACUUUAUUAAAACGGGGCAUCUCGUCUGCUGGAACUUAUUUUGAGUAUGCGAUCAAAAUUCUUUAUCGCUCAGCCAUGUUCAAAGAAAUUGAGCCAAAUCCUGUCGUUUCUCUUAUUGUUCGCGGUAUCACAAUGAUGAUACUUGAAAAAGAGGAAAGAGAAGAGGAAUGUAAAGAAGUCGAAAAGAUUAUAAUGAUGUUCGUUGCCAAACUUGCCGUGUUUGCGAAUGCGCAAAAUUUCGCGUUAUUAUUAAACGAACUUGUCUGUUUAAUUGACAAGAUAUUCUACCACUCUGAAGCAAAUGUUCGUCAACGAGUUUACCAGUUAAUCGGUCUUAUACUAAUCGAAUCAAAUAAUGUUCGCGAGGUGGAUAAUGAAAUCGCCGACGAAGCUUGGCUUAUCGCAGAUGACACAACCGAAGUUUUGGAUGCAGUUAAAGCGAAUACUCUACCCGAAGGAAUUCAGAAUCGAUGGCUUAAAUGGUUGUCAUCUUCUGUUUUGGACAAAAGUCCAAAAGUACGAGCUGCUUCUAUAUUUGCACUUUCUCAGAUGGAUCCGAAUUACGAAUUCAUUGAUAGCAACUUGAUUUGUAAAAGCAUGUCGGACAUUGACGAAAACGUGCGAUCUAUGGCUGUGCGGCAUGUCCAUUUUCUUGAUUCACAUGAUAUUGAUAGUGCAUUCUAUUUUAUUGAACGGUGUACAGAAAACAAGAUUCGACAUCAAUUGGUUGUUCGAUUGGCUUCGAGUGUUCAUUUAUUGUCUUUUUCUCAGGAACAGAGAUUUCGUUUCAUCGAGAUUCUUGCCAACAGCGACAGUGUUCGAAUGCAAGACGCAAUUCAUCAAAACCUUGUUGAAUCAUGGAUGACUCACGCGUCAGAAAAUAUAAGUCAAUUAUCACUUUUUAAAAUAGGCCAUCAAUUCAUCAUUCCGGGUGAAGAUCGAGCUGACGAAAAAAUUUUGUUCCAAUUCCCCAGUUUGAUUCUCGAAUAUCUCGAUCCAAUAGAGAAUCCGCAUGCGACAUCUAUUGCGUUGAAAUUCGCCAUCACGAGAUACAUUCGGUUCAAUACAAGUCAUGCGACGAAUCUUAUAGAUUUUGAAACUUUUCUAACUAAUAUGCUUGAUUUGAGUGUGACGCAAUGCGAAGAAAGCUUAUGUGAUUGGACAUGCUAUGCAGCAAACGCUAUAUUGAUUACUGGCGACGACGGAAGACCUGUUGAUGAAGAUGCGGAAAAUGCGGUCGCGUCUGGAAAGAUUCUAACUCCGAUGCUCCGACGAGCAACUGCCAUGCUCUUAGCAGUUUGCCAGCAUGAAGAUGUUAAAAGCAGAUCAGUUUUGAUGAACACACUUUUCAAAUUUUUGAUUCCUACGUUAUUAAGUAAUUUUGAUGACGAAGUGAGAUUGGACGGUAUAGAACUCAUCGGUAGUGCAAGCGUGGUUGAUGUUCAGAGUUAUGCACCAUAUCUGACAUUUGUGAUUAUGAUUAUUGAGACAAAUAAAGUCAAAGAAUUUGGUGAAAAGAUGACUGUUGAAGCACUGAAAAAAUUACAAUCGAUCUGUAAUCGAACCAUUACGAUCAAAGACAGAGCGUUAAGGGUUAAAUUAGGAUCAUUAGAUAUUGAGAAAAAUAUCAAGGAAGAGGUAUUUGAAGAAGCUGAAGGACCGAUCCCUGAAACUUGUAGCAAGAAGCGAAAAAAUUCGCAGCGCGAUGUAGUGAUUGAUUCGAAGAAGAAAAAAACAAUCAACGAAGAAAUCUGGAUCGAAACUGAUUCUGAUGAAGAUGACGGUUGUAAUAAUAGUUUCGAGUAUGUCCCCAGACCAACUCGUCGAAGACGGACGACAUCGUUGGCAUCGUCAGGAGUUCCCAAAAAACGGAGUUUAUUGAAUUUAGACGAUGAGAAAGAAAAACCAAAUGAUUUCGAUUUGUAA
Messenger RNA from Caenorhabditis bovis, 3102 nucleotides. The record is from the annotation of a GenBank genome assembly. Lineage: Eukaryota; Metazoa; Nematoda; Chromadorea; Rhabditida; Rhabditidae.